UGUGCAAGUGUCUGUAUUGUUAUGAGGAGAUAAUGGGGUCUUUGUUUAGUAAACCCACUCCUGAAUAUCAGUUGUAUUUAAGUGGUUACUAUAGGCAAUAUAGUGUGUGUGUGUAUCUCCAGGUCAGGGGCGGACUGACCAUUCGAGCACUUGGACACUGCCUGAGAACCCGGGGUCAGUAGGGGGCCCCAUGAGAUGCCUCUGGUACCUUUUAUUGGCUUUUUCAUAGGCUUUUUUGGGUGUGGGCGAGGGCACAGGGACCCCAUGAUCCCUUAUUGCCCGGGGGCCCCAUGAGUUGUCAGUCCGCCCCUGCUCCAGGUCAAGCAAAGUCUUUGCUCGUCUUGCACGUUUGAG
Messenger RNA from Staurois parvus, 354 nucleotides. The record is from the annotation of a GenBank genome assembly. Lineage: Eukaryota; Metazoa; Chordata; Amphibia; Anura; Ranidae.